Daldinia vernicosa is the source of this 1419-nucleotide messenger RNA. Its product is annotated as amidohydrolase 2. The record is from RefSeq and is a predicted model, not a curated record. The transcript has 2 exons. NCBI's taxonomy places the organism in Eukaryota, Fungi, Ascomycota, Sordariomycetes, Xylariales, Hypoxylaceae. The coding region runs from base 123 to 1151 and encodes 342 amino acids. Gene Ontology annotation, molecular function: hydrolase activity.
ACUUGGUUACACUACAAUUGUUUUUAAACUUUACCCUUCUAAUCUCUAUUUUCUACUAUUCGAAGCUUAGCCCGAAUAGACCAAUUAGAUUAGGUAAAUAAACCAAGGAAAAAUACUCAAACAUGGCUGCCGAUAUUCCUAUCAUCGACGCACACAUUCACCUCUAUCCCGAAUCAGAGCUCUCAACUUUAGCAUGGUCCACACCUGACCACCCAUUGAAUAAACAGCACUCGCUGGAAGAAUAUAGAGCUGCCACCGACGGCUCUACGCCCCAGGGUUUCAUCUUCGUAGAGACGGACCGGAAGAAUGACCUGGAAGCUGGGGAGAAAGGCUGGGAGUACCCGCUGCAAGAGGUCUCCUGGCUGAAACGUAUCGUCACCGGCCAACCAAAGCCGGGCGAGGGCCAUACCGCGGAAGACGCCUCGCUAUGUACCGCCUACAUACCCUGGGCACCAUUACCCAGCGGUGUUGCCGCUAUGGAAAAGUAUCUUGACCUAGUGAAGCAGGAAGCGGGCGAGAGCUGGCCCAAGGUCAGGGGCUUCAGAUACCUGCUGCAAGACAAGCCCAACGGGACCAUGCUUCAGAAUAACUUCAUCGAGAGCUUGAAGCUGCUCGGCCGCCGGGGCUUCGUGUUCGACUUAGGCGUCGACCAACAUAACCGCGGCAGGACCCAACUCGAGGAAGUCGUCGAGAUGAUCGACCGCGCACAUGAUGGCGUUCCCGAGGACCAGAGAGUCACGUUUAUAAUCAACCACCUCUGCAAACCCGACCUCGGCAUCUACAACGUCCAAACCAGCCCGUCCUUCAUCGCCUGGCGCACCGCCAUCUUCACCCUGAGCAAGUGCAGCCGGACCUACAUGAAGCUAUCAGGCGGCUUCGCCGAGAUGCCCGAGGCCCUGCGGCAGCGCUCCCCCGAAGACAUCUUCGACGCCAUCAGCCCCUGGUUGAGCGUUGUGCUCGCCGCCUUCGGCGCCUCCCGCAUCAUGUUCGCGAGCGACUGGCCCGUAUGCACCGUCGGCGUCGGCGACGACGCCUGGCGAAAGUGGAAGAAGAUCGUCGAUCGCCUGUGCUGGAUGGCCUCGUUCGAGGAUGAGGAGAAGCGCAUGAUUUGGGGCGGCACGGCGCUUAAGGCGUAUGGUAUCGAGGCGUGAUGAUGUGGUGUCGGCUGUUAACACGGGAGAACAUUGAUGCUAUAUCCCCAUCUGUUGUCGUGUUGCGUAUAUGGCCUACGGAUGUUUAGAUCUGAGGGAAAAUUGUUGAGACGUGUUUAGGAAUUUAUUUAUAUGGUUAACUGUGUGGCUGUCUCGCAAUAGGCUAAGCUAAAAACGGUACGUAGGAGACACUGUCUUGAUGAUUUAUUAUAACACAUAUUUAUCGUUAAAACGAUACCUCGUAAGCCUUAAUACGACGUUCCGAGUA